GAGUGUUUAAAUCGGGUGCAAGAGUAUACAGUCGAGUGCAGCAUGGUACUUGCAUAUAAAGGGGGCAGAUUAGAAUUAGGAGUUCACCAUGAACACAUAAAGAGGAGAACAUUGAUGCAGAGGAACAGAACUUUUUUUCUGGAUAUCGCUGGGAGAAGUUUUUCUGCUAAUUUAAUGGAAUAACAUCUCUUAAAAAUUCCCAUUUGGCAUUACAAUAUUUGAAGCCUGGAAAGAUAAUGGAGAGGAAAUCAGACAGUGAUUUGAAAAGGGACCAGUCCACCCUGGCUACUUUAAACAACAAAAAUGUAACCCUGGUGACUUUUCAUAAGCGGCAAUCAUCUAAUGCUGUGCCUGCACUACUCAUUGUCAGUGAACCUUCCAAGUCAGGAUCCCCUGGAAAAGCAGGGGACUGCUCUCAGAAAGAAGAGAAAGUUUCACAGAGUUACCCUGUGGGAGCAUCAGAAGUCAACAGUAUGCAUGCUUUGUCUAAGUCUAGCUCCCCUGCUAGUUGUGUACGGGAACCAACCAUGAAGCAGAAUUUUGCUUUUGACAACAUCGGCUACGAGAGGAGCGCUGAAAAUAUGCCCUCUCUGCUUCCUCAAACGAGCACCGUCACAGUCAAUAUUUUGGGUAUGACUUGCCAGUCUUGUGUGCAGUCGAUAGAGGGCAGAAUUUCCAAGGUGAAGGGCAUUGUGAGCAUCAAGGUCUCCCUUGAGCAGAGCAAUGCUGUAAUAAAAUAUAUACAGUCAGAAAUAGGCCCCCAAGAGGUUUGCCAGGAAAUUGAAGACAUGGGCUUUGAUGCCAGCAUUGCAGAAGCAAGAACUACAGCAUCAUCUGUAAGAUCGACGUCCUUGGGAGAAGCACUAAUGAAGCUGCGAGUAGAAGGUAUGACAUGCCAGUCUUGUGUCAACACCAUUGAAGGAAAGAUUGGAAAACUACAUGGCGUGCUGAGAAUCAAAGUCUCCCUCAGUAACCAAGAAGCAGUCAUUGCUUACCAGCCUUACAUCAUUCAACCUGAAGACCUCAAAAACCACAUCGAUAACAUGGGGUAUGAAAGCACGAUUAAGAGCAAGCUAGCCCCGUUAAAGCUUGGUAUGAUUGAUCUAGAACGCUUGCAGACUACAAGCACAAAGAAAACUCCAGCCAGCUUGAACAAUAACAGCGUGGAGCCAGUGGUGGGCAAAAUGAAUAGUACAACUACUAUGAAACUGGGAGUAGAAGGGAUGCACUGCAAGUCUUGCGUCAAAAACAUCGAAGGAAAUAUAUCAGGUCUUCCAGGCGUACAAAGUAUUAAAGUGUCAUUGGAACAUAAAAAUGCUGUUGUGCAAUUUAACUCAAACGUAAUUACCCCAGUAUCUUUGCAACAAGCCAUUGAGACCCUUCCACCUGGUAACUUUAAAGUCUCCCUCCCUAAUGGAGUGGAAGCAAAUAACAGAGAACUUUUAUCAAAGGCAGCAUUUUCAUCACCUCAGUUUCAUAGCACGUCCUCUGGGGAUCAGCUGACAAGCACGUCUGUACUUAGUAUUGAUGGAAUGACCUGUGGAUCUUGUGUGCAGUCCAUAGAAGGCACAAUGUCCCAAAGGAAAGGAGUACAGCAUAUAUCCGUUUCGUUAGCUGAAAGGACUGGAACCAUACACUACAAUUCAGCUGUAACUAAUUCAGAAGAGCUAAGAGGUGCUAUAGAAGACAUGGGAUUUGAUGCUUCCAUUCUCACAGAUACCACCACUCGGAAAUAUAUGGAUCAACCUCUUUUCAGGGACGCUGCGAUUCAGCCUAAUGCUUGGGAGUCAGCUUCCCAGAGAACAGAAAAUGUUUCUGAGUCUUCUCAUCAAGGCUACAUGUCUGAUGUCCAGCCAAAGAAUUCUUACCUCGGUAGUCCAAAGCCACCCAGUGUAGCGACAACAGAAAAGUGCUUUAUGCAGAUCACAGGCAUGACCUGUGCAUCAUGUGUGUCAAACAUUGAAAGAAAUCUGCAAAAAGAAGAUGGUAUCGUUUCAGUGCUAGUAGCACUGAUGGCAGGAAAAGCGGAGAUAAAAUACAAGCCAGAGAACAUUCAGCCUCUUGAAAUAGUACAGCUGAUCCAAAACUUGGGCUUCAAUGCUACAGUCAUAGAAGACCAUACUGCUACAGAUGGCAAUGCAGAGCUUAUUAUUACGGGAAUGACUUGUGCUUCCUGUGUUCAUAAUAUUGAAUCCAAACUAACCAGAACUAAUGGCAUCUUCUAUGCCUCGGUAGCGCUUGCUACCAGCAAAGCUCACAUCCAGUUUGAUCCUGAAAUCAUUGGACCUCGAGAUAUUAUACAAAUUAUUGAGGGAAUUGGUUUUCAUGCUUCCUUGGCCAAGAGAGACCCUAAUGCUCAUAACUUGGAUCACAAAAAGGAAAUAAAACAAUGGAGGAAAUCUUUCUUGUGCAGCCUAGUGUUUGGAAUCCCCGUCUUAAUCUUAAUGAUCUAUAUGCUAAUACCUGAUGGCCAAGAGCACGGCACUAUGGUGCUGGAACAAAAUCUAAUUCCUGGAUUAUCUAUUUUAAAUCUUCUCUUCUUUGUCUUGUGCACUUUGGUUCAGUUCCUCGGUGGAUGGUACUUUUAUGUCCAAGCCUACAAAUCAUUGAAGCACAAAACAGCCAAUAUGGAUGUACUGAUUGUACUGGCCACAACUAUUGCUUAUAUAUACUCUUGUGUGAUCUUGGUGGUGGCUAUAGCUGAAAAGGCAGAGGAAAGCCCCAUCACAUUCUUUGACACACCACCCAUGUUAUUCGUAUUCAUUUCUCUUGGGAGAUGGUUGGAACACAUAGCAAAGAGUAAAACAUCAGAAGCACUUGCUAAACUAAUGUCUCUCCAAGCUACUGAAGCUACCAUAGUGACUCUUGGACCUGACCACUCUCUCAUCAGGGAGGAGCAGGUGGCUGUUGAAUUGGUUCAGCGGGGUGACAUUGUAAAAGUUGUCCCUGGUGGGAAGUUCCCAGUUGAUGGAAAAGUCAUUGAAGGCAGCUCUAUGGCAGAUGAAUCCCUCAUUACUGGGGAAGCCAUGCCAGUUACUAAAAAACCUGGGAGCACAGUGAUUGCAGGUUCUAUAAAUGCGCAUGGCUCAGUUCUUGUUAAUGCAACUCAUGUUGGGUCUGACACCACCCUGGCACAAAUUGUGAAAUUGGUUGAAGAAGCUCAGAUGUCAAAGGCACCCAUCCAGCAAUUGGCUGAUAAGUUUAGUGGAUAUUUUGUUCCAUUUAUCAUCAUCAUUUCAACAGUGACAUUGCUAGUGUGGAUCACAAUUGGUUUUAUAAACUUUGAUGUUGUUCAGAAAUACUUUCCUCAUCAGAACAAACACCUCUCAAAAGCUGAAGUAAUACUGAGGUUUGCAUUUCAAACCUCAAUCACUGUGCUGUGCAUUGCAUGCCCCUGUUCCUUGGGCUUGGCUACUCCAACAGCUGUGAUGGUGGGCACAGGAGUUGCUGCCCAGAAUGGUAUUCUCAUCAAAGGUGGAAAACCUCUGGAAAUGGCCCACAAGAUAAAGACUGUGAUGUUUGAUAAAACCGGAACCAUCACUUGUGGCGUUCCUAAAGUCAUGAGGAUGCUCUUGCUAGGGGACACGGCUACGCUGUCUCUAAAGAAGGUACUUGCAAUUGUCGGCACUGCAGAAGCCAGCAGUGAGCAUCCCUUAGGAAUGGCUGUCACUAAAUACUGUAAAGAGGAACUUGGCACGGAGAGCCUGGGAUACUGCACAGAUUUUCAGGCAGUCCCAGGCUGUGGAAUCAGCUGUAAAGUCCGCAGCGUGGAAGCUGUACUGGGCCAGAGUGAGCAGAGUGUGAACGAGCAGAAUGCUUACCUGAGCAGUGUCGGCACGAUUUCGCUGGGACACAGUUCAUCGAUCAUGGUCUCUGAAUCUGAUGGUGCAGCAGCCCCUCUGACAUACUCAGUUCUGAUUGGAAAUCGUGAAUGGAUGAGACGGAACGGCUUGCUUAUAUCCAGUGAUGUUAAUGAUGCAAUGACAGGCCAUGAAAUGAAAGGACAGACAGCCAUAUUGGUGGCUAUAGAUGGUGCGUUGUGUGGAAUGAUCGUGAUAGCCGAUACCGUCAAACAGGAGGCAGCGCUCGCUGUGCACACCCUGCAAAAUAUGGGAAUUGACGUGGUGCUAAUAACGGGGGACAACAGAAAAACUGCAAAAGCAAUUGCUACUCAGGUUGGCAUCAAAAAGGUCUUUGCUGAGGUUCUGCCCUCUCACAAAGUCGCAAAGGUUCAGGAACUCCAGAAUGAAGGGAAGAAGGUUGCCAUGGUUGGAGAUGGAGUCAACGAUUCCCCGGCAUUGGCUGGAGCGGACGUUGGCAUUGCUAUUGGAACAGGCACGGAUGUUGCCAUUGAAGCUGCGGAUGUCGUUCUUAUUCGAAAUGACUUACUGGAUGUGGUGGCUAGUAUUCAUCUAUCAAAGAGGACAGUAAGAAGAAUACGAAUAAAUCUGGUCCUUGCCUUAAUUUAUAAUCUGCUUGGGAUACCUAUAGCGGCAGGAGUGUUCAUGCCUAUUGGAAUUGUGCUGCAGCCCUGGAUGGGAUCAGCUGCAAUGGCAGCUUCUUCAGUAUCUGUGGUGCUAUCUUCCCUGCAACUGAAAUGCUACAAGAAGCCAGGAACUGAAAGGUAUGAAGCAAAAGCUCAAGGCCACAUGAAGCCACUGACUCCUUCCCAAAUCAGUGUUCACAUUGGGAUGGACGACAGGAGACGGGAUUCACCCAGGCUAACUGCCUGGGAUCAGAUCAGUCAAGUGUCUCUCUCUUCUCUGACUUCAAACAAGCUGCCGGGACAUGGCAGUUUUAGAGAGGAAGAAGGUGGCAAGUGGUCACUGCUCACUAAUGACAGAGAUGAAGAACAGUACAUUUAAAUGCAGCAUCCUAUCGCUGAACAUGAAGUCAUUGAGAUUCUUCACCAUUGGCAGUGAUGACCAAGAGACCCACAUAAGUAUAAAUGGAGCCCUGAUGUUCCAAUUUGCCAAGCAGCUCAGAAAUUCAGCGUUAGAUUGUGUGAAUUAUGAUUUGUCAGUUCACAAAUAAUUUCCAGGCAUUGAA
This is a messenger RNA of Mauremys reevesii (Reeves's turtle), 5049 nucleotides long. RefSeq names its product ATPase copper transporting beta (gene ATP7B). NCBI's taxonomy places the organism in Eukaryota, Metazoa, Chordata, Testudines, Geoemydidae. Gene Ontology annotation, cellular component: perinuclear region of cytoplasm; trans-Golgi network; membrane. The transcript is spliced from 21 exons. The coding region runs from base 237 to 4865 and encodes 1542 amino acids. Gene Ontology annotation, biological process: copper ion homeostasis; monoatomic cation transport. The record is from RefSeq and is a predicted model, not a curated record. Gene Ontology annotation, molecular function: P-type divalent copper transporter activity; ATP binding; copper ion binding.